AAAAAAAUAAAUUCCGGUUCCCAGACGCACUGCUGCUCGGCCCUCCACCAGCUGGGUGAUCUCCUCCGCGGUGCCUGGCGGUGGCACUGGACGGCGGCACUGGACGGCCCUCAGCGAACGGCACGACACUCCUCCGCCGCCCGAUGGAUGGCGACGGCUCCUCCGAUUUUGGGCAGCGGCAGGAGUCCCCCGUUCCCUGCCCCUCCGGAUUCCAUCACGGAGGCAGCAGGCUCCGGCCCCCUGGCGAACGGCGAUGACUCCUCCGCUCCCUCACGGAUGGCAGCCGCCCCUCCAUAUCGUGGGCGGCCGGCAGCGAGCUUGCCCGUCCCCGGCAACUCGCUCCAGCCCACCGCCUCGAGCGUCCAUGCCGGCACAUACUUCGCCUGCUCGAGGGCACCGCGGAUUCACCACAACGGCGAGGGAUCUUCAGCAGCGCGUCCCUCCUUCUCCUGGGCUUCGGCACCACUGUAAUGAUAUAAUCUCCAUACUCAUCAGGAAGAAGGAGACGGGAACCGGCGCACCAGCCCCUCACGGACGACUGGUGCGCAUAAAUAAAAAGCAAACACAUAAAAUAAUGUCCCAGGCCUGGUCCUCUCUCAUCCUUCACGGUCGUCGCUCCAGUUUUAUAUCCUUCCAUCUCCUACGUGGGACUCGAUACUGGCGGUGGGGCGCAGGUGCAGCUCAUCUUCAAUCACUACACCUGGCCUCACUCCUCGUUCCCAUGCCUCUCGGCCCCGCCCCACUCGCCACAACGGGUUUGACUGCUGUUCCAGUGCACUUUAAUGGGUUUAAGGUUGGAAAAACAAGGGUUACGGGUUGCCUGGAACACGACAUCAUACUAGGCUGAGGCUACCUUUCCUCCACUUCUCCCUAAUGUGACGUCAUCACUGAGUUGCAUAAAAAAAAAGUUUAAUACCAAAAACGUAAAAAGAAAAUUUGGUCUUUUAAGACCAUUUUUGAGACAUUUUAAAAAUGAUAUACAUUUCUUGAGUGAUUUACGUACCCAUUAAUCGACAGUGGUGGUUAACCAGCAACAUGGCCUUUAAAAGGUGCUACUAUGGUUGAUUAUACGCUGUUGUCCUUUAAUGAAACAUUAAUUGUAAUAAGCUACUGGUCUACUAUACUCUUUGCUACUACUGAAAUAGAAUUUACAAGGUUUCGCUGAUAGUUUGAGAAUCCAAUGGCAUUAUGAAGUUUUACUGACUAUUGCUAUUGCUAUUUGAUAUUUCUUAAUGCUUGUCAUUGAUUAAAUAUUUGUAAAACCCUCUGAUUUAAAAGAGUAAUAACAAAAUAAAAUAGAGAAUUAGAGAUAUGAAGUUUGGCUAAUUUAUCAUGACACACCAGUUGAGGCUAAGUUAUGGCAACUGCCAUACUCUGCCAUAUGGAAAAUCUCUGUUCUAAGGGACACAGGAGCAACCCAGUCAUUCAUUCUAGCUGAUGCAUUGCCAUUCACACCAGAAACAUACUCUGGUACAGGGCUCUAGAGUGCGAACUAAUUUGGCCUUAUUUCUCAAUGGUGUAACUAAAAAACAGAGGUCACACCAGCCAUUCAAGAGGGGGAAAAGUGCCCCUGAGAACACACUGGGCUAUAAAAUACCUCGAGACAUAGUACAAUUGCAGAAAAAUGACAAUGUAGUUGGUCCCCUGUACAAGUGGGUGGAGGAGAGAUCAGUGGCAGGCCAGCCAGAGGUGGAAGGAAAUCUUUUGCCUCUGCAAUGGGGUCUUUUUCGUAAACGGCACCUGAGCCGCAGUUGGUGGUUUCCAGGGUGGGCAGAGAAUUAGUCCUUUCUUUGGGUCAUUCUGUACCCUGGUCAGGCCAUUUAGGUAGACUUAAGACUGUAACAGACUGUUACGCUAUUAAGCGCGAUUUGAAUAGUUUGGAGGUUGGAGGUUUAGCACAGGGCUAACAACUCUGUCUUGUAAAAACAAGCACGUUACGGAAACAGCAACAGAAGGAAUCGACGCUACUGGGCGUGAUGGACUUCCAGGGCUAUCGUCAGAUGCUUGGAUGAACGCCAUUGGUGAAAGCCGAAAGGAAGCCAGUGACAGGAAGGUGGAAAUUCUGAAUGCCAAACUUAAGACUAGGAUAGGAUUUUGGAAUGUAAGAACAAUGUACGAUACAGGCAAAUUAGCACAAGUGAUAUCAGAGAUGAGAAGAUACAACAUAGAUAUACUUGGAGUAAGUGAAAGUAGAUGGACAGGAUCAGGGAGACUCACAACAAGCACAGGGGAAACAGUGCUGUACUCAGGAAGAGAUGACCACCAACAUAGGGAAGGAGUAGCCAUCAUUCUAAAGAAAGAAGUAGAAAAGAGCUUGAUAGAGUGGAAACCUGUCAACAGUAGGCUCAUGAAGAUAAGGGUAAGGGGGAAGCAAAUUAACACAACUAUCAUCCAGUGCUAUGCUCCAAGAAAUGACAGCGGUGACACUAGGAAGGAUGAAUUCUACGAACAACUGCAGGUUGUACUGGAAACUACACCCAGACAUGACAUGAGGAUAGUGAUGGGGGACCUAAACGCCAAAAUGGGAAACAACAACACAGAACACGACAGGGCGAUGGGAAGGGAAGGCUGUGGUGUCAUGAAUGAGAAUGGGGAGAGGUUAGCAGAGUUUUGCACCAUGCAUGACCUCGUCAUUGGGGGAACCUUGUUCCAACACAAGGUCAUUCACAAACUAACAUGGCACUCUCCAAACGGAAAGGAUCAAAAUCAAAUAGAUCAUCUCAUAAUAAAUGGCACAUGGAGACGCUCUUUACUUGAUGUUAAGGUCAAACGAGGAGCAGACGUUGGUAGUGAUCACCACCUAGUCACAGCUGUGCUGAGAAUAAAGCUUAAGAAAACAGGAAGCAGAAAAAUAGCCAGAAAGCAAUUUGAUGUCGGAAAGCUAAAUGACACAAAGGUCAGAGGUUAUUUUGUGCUACAACUAAAGAACAGAUUUCAAGCAUUAGCAGAUAUGUUGGAUCAUACAGAGCCAAAAUCAGAUGAUAUCAACACUAUGUGGGAACAGACCAAAACAACCUAUGUGAAGACCAGUGAAGCCUGUCUUGGAUACAAGCACAAGGAAAAGAAGGAAUGGUUAAGUGAUGACACAUGGCAAACUGUAGAAAAUAGAAGGGCCUUAAAGAAGAAAGUAAAUGAGGCAAAGUCUGAACGGCUUAAAGAAAAAUACAGGAAACAAUACCAAGAAACAAACAAAGUAGUGCGAAGGAAAGCUAGAGCAGACAAGCGGGCAUAUCUAGAAAAUCUUGCAAGUCAAGCAGAAGAGGCAGCUAGGAAAGGGGAGCAAGGAAAAGUCUACAAGAUCACUAAAAUAGUGAGUGGCAAACACAGACGAACAACUGAAGCACCAAUAGUAGACAAAAAGUGUCAGCUAUUGACAACUGAGUCACAACAAGAAGCCCGAUGGGCAGAGCACUUUCAGGAAGUUCUAAACAGACCACCACCCACAACAGAACCAAAUAUCCAGCAUGCAGAUAAUGACCUGGACAUUAGCAUUGAACCACCAACAAAGGAAGAAAUUGUCUCAGCCAUUAAAUCCCAAAAAAAUGGAAAAGCCCCUGGCCAAGAUAACCUGAAUGCAGAGCUUUUUAAAGCAGACCCAGAUCUCGCCUCCAAAAUACUUCAACCACUUUUCAAAACCAUCUGGGAGGGAAAAGAAAUACCUGAUGACUGGUCAGAAGGAAUUAUCAUAAAGAUACCAAAGAAGGGCAACUUGAGAGAUUGUAAUAAAUGGCGCGGAAUUACACUCCUAUCGAUACCAAGCAAAAUCAAGGCAAAAAUCAUUGAGCAGCGUCUUACAGAGGCAGUGGAUAAGAAACUCAGGAAUGAACAGGCAGGAUUCCGUAAGGGGAGGGGCUGUAUUGAUCAAAUAUUUGCACUUCGUAACUGUCACGGACAGAAGAGAGAGACAACAGGUGAUUCAGGUAAGUAGAGGUUUAAUAGGAUAUAGGCAGGAAUUACGUGAUCGGGAACGGAGAACAGAUGGUGGCAGGCAAGCUGGGUGAUCAGACGGAGGAUAUUCAGAUGAUACUAGCGAGGUUUAGGUAGUAGAGUCGUUGUUUCUCUGACGAGACCAGACAGAGAGUGACAGGAGCUGAGGGCUUAUGAAGAGGUAGUGGUGAUCAGGUGCAGGUGCGGUGACUUCAAUAAUCAGGGGAUAAUGAGCGGAUGGGAGGAGUCAGGUGAUCGGACUCUGAUGGUGUGGCAGGUGUUACUGGUGGUUCCGUGACAGUAACAUCAUAGAACAAUGCACAGAAUGGCAGAGGCAAUUAUACAUCAAUUUUAUCGACUUUGAAAAGGCAUUCGAUAGUAUACACCGAGAAGGCCUCUGG
Molecule: messenger RNA, 4328 nt
Organism: Carassius gibelio (silver crucian carp)
Lineage: Eukaryota; Metazoa; Chordata; Actinopteri; Cypriniformes; Cyprinidae
Exons: 1
Coding region: 2009-3928 (639 amino acids)
Molecular function (GO): catalytic activity
Source: RefSeq, a predicted model, not a curated record